GUUUCCGUUGCUGAUUAGGCGUCGAUGCUCCUGUUGGCCUUUGCGACUGUGUUUGCCGACGAAGCACCGGCAAAAAUGGACGUCGUCGUCAGCGUCGCGACACCGUCAAAACACGACACGUCACUGCUGCAGACCCAUACCGACACUGUCGCUGACGAAUCAGUGUCAAACAUCAGCACUCUUGGAUUGCUGGUUGACAAUGGCGACACGAUUCCUUCCGCUGGCGGUCACUACAGUGGCUACGCGGGGGCCUGGGGCCACUCCAAAAAGGGCGGUGGCCACAAGAAACACGGCCACCGGAGCAAGAAGGGCCACAAACACAAGAAACACGGGAAACACGCAAAGAAACAUUCUGCUGGUCACAAAAGCAAACACGGAAAGCACAAAAAGGGCUACCAUCAAGGCAAGAAGGCAUUUGGCAAAAAGCACAAGGGUCACUACAGUGGCUACGCGGGGGCCUGGGGCCACUCCAAAAAGGGCGGUGGCCACAAGAAACACGGCCACCGGAGCAAGAAGGGCCACAAACACAAGAAACACGGGAAACACGCAAAGAAACAUUCUGCUGGUCACAAAAGCAAACACGGAAAGCACAAAAAGGGCUACCAUCAAGGCAAGAAGGCAUUUGGCAAAAAGCACAAGGGUCACAAAAAGCACAGCAAACAUUCCAAGGGAUCCAAAGGAAUGCAUAAGAAGGGACACAAAAAGAAGGGCUUCAAGAAGGUGUACAAGAAAAUAGAAGAAGGCCACGUGAAGAAGUACUAUGACACCAAGAAGCACAAGAAAUUCCAUGACAAGAAAAAGGCUGCCAAAAAGCACUCCUCUGGAAAGAAGGGCAAAAAGUACCAAGACAAGAAAUACAAGAAGGGAAAGAAAGGAUCCAAGCAUGGCAAGAAAAGCAGCUUCAAGAAGGGAUCCCACAAGCACAAAAAGGGAGGCAAGAGCUCCAAGUUCGGCAAGCACGGCAAGUACGGCAAGCACAGCAAGCACGGCAAGUCGAAAAAGGCUGGACACAAAAAGAAACACGGAGUGUACAUCAAGUCCAAAAAU
Notodromas monacha is the source of this 1047-nucleotide messenger RNA. The record is from the annotation of a GenBank genome assembly. NCBI's taxonomy places the organism in Eukaryota, Metazoa, Arthropoda, Ostracoda, Podocopida, Cyprididae.